Helianthus annuus (common sunflower) is the source of this 1416-nucleotide messenger RNA. Its product is annotated as B3 domain-containing protein REM10-like. Bases 113 to 1240 code for a protein of 375 amino acids. Gene Ontology annotation, molecular function: DNA binding. The transcript has 8 exons. The record is from RefSeq and is a predicted model, not a curated record. NCBI's taxonomy places the organism in Eukaryota, Viridiplantae, Streptophyta, Magnoliopsida, Asterales, Asteraceae.
UCUCUCUCACACCACAACUCACCACGCCGCCGCCGCACCACCUUGAUUCUGCUGGAGCCUUCACUCUGCCGGAGCACUGCCAUCUCUUUCCGCCUUAAUCUCCGACACAGCCAUGGCUGAUCCUCCAAAUCAUUUCUUCAAGUUCAUUCCACCAGACUCAAAGUUUAACCUCUCGAUUCCGAAAUCUUUUUUGACGAAGUUGGACGGAUGGAGAGGUAAGAAAGCAACACUGAGACGAGGGUGUCACAAAUGGGCGGUGCACAUUGGCGACGGAGGAGUUUUUGGUGACGGUUGGAGGAAGUUUGUGGUGGAGAAUGGAGUGCAAGAGUUUGACAUUAUUGUGUUCAAACAUCAAGGAAACAUGGUGUUUGAUUUUGUUGUGUUUGACCCAUCUACAUGUGAAAGACAAUAUCCAAAUUUACCUGACAAUUUACCUGUCUCUCACACACAUAAGAGGUCGAAAAUGCUCAAUAAGCGCAAAAGGGAAGAUGAAUUUCGACUCGAUGAUGAUAGUUGUUUUGUGACCAUAAUGACACCUUAUAAUAUCAGAAGAAACACAUUGAGUGUUCCGAUGAAAUUCGCUAGAUCAAACGGAUUAACUACCAAAAGAAUGCGUACACAAAUAGUUCUAGUGGACGAAGCAAAGAGGACUUGCCCAGCAACACUCUAUAUCCGGACACAUCGGAUUUGUUUACGGGGUUGGCGUAAACUCAGGAUUAAAAAUAACUUAAAAGUCGGGGAUGCGUGUAUGUUUAAACUCAUAGAGGAUGGAGAAGUGCCCGUUUUCAAUUUCUACAAUCUAGGAAAGAAGAACGCCAACAACCACGUUCAAGUAAAGAAGGAGAGUAAACCGACGAUAAAGAUAAAGAAGACGACUGGCUCGAGUCUCGGCAAUCAUCCUUACUUUAUUAUAACUAUGAGGCUUUUUCAUAGAGAGUGUGGUCUGUAUCUUCCCGUUAAAUUUUGGACAUCAAAUGGUUUGAAAGUAGGAGAAUUAAUUCUUCGAGACGAUAGAGGUAGAUCAUGGAAAGUCCAACUCAACAAACAUGGUAAAAGACGAUUAUAUAUUGGACGUGGUUUUAGAGAUUUCUGGGUGGCGAACGGACUAAUGGAAGGUAAUGCGUACAAGUUUGAGCUAGCUGAGAACGAGAAGGAUAAGCCUCCCAUUGUGAACUUUUCGUUGGCGGUAGACUCGACUCCAUCUGAAAUAGAAGACCGUCAUCCUUCAUCCGCAAAGUGAAGUCCUACUACGUAGAAUAGUCGCCGCUCCGGUCCUUUCCUUUCUAUUACCUUUACAUCACUGACAACUAUUCCUAAACCCUUUCGUUACGGAAUGACAGAGAAUAGUAUGCUUUAUGAUAAUGAUGUUGUGUUUAACUUUUUUAACUUAUAGAGAUUAUGGAAGGGGAAUUAAUA